AUUUGACAGUUCCUCGUAUGUUUUGAGGAAUCACUCACCUCCGCGAGCAAAGUAAACAAAAAAUGGCUUUAGACUUUUCCGCUACGUAUAAGCUAUUAGUUUUAGGCGAUUCUAACGUAGGCAAAACUUGUAUUGUGCACAGAUACUGCGACGAAAGGUAUUACGAUAUUUACAUUUCCACAAUAGGCAUAGAUUUCAAACAGAAGAUAAUAAACCUAGAUGGCGUGCCAAUCAAGCUUCAGAUAUGGGACACGGCGGGACAGGAGCGAUUCAGGACUCUCACCACGGCGUACUACAGGGGAGCCAUGGGAAUCAUCCUCAUGUAUGAUAUCACCAACCUUGAAUCCUUCAAUCAUCUCUCGUAUUGGCUGAGGAAUAUUCAGGAGUACGCCUCUCCAGAUGUCAUCAAAGUUCUGGUUGGCAACAAAUGUGACGUUCACGAGAAUCACAGAGCAGUGCCGAAAGAAAGGGGCCAAAAGAUAGCUGACGACUUCGACAUGCCGUUCUUUGAGGUGUCCUGUAAAAGCAACAUCAACAUAGAAGAAGCAUUCCUGACAUUAGCCAGAAAAAUUAGGGAAUAUAGAGAUUCGAAGGCUGAUGCUUUCGAGCUGAAAGAAAGAGACAACGUGAUCAAGCCAUCUGAAUCCGAAACGGACGUGUCAAAGUGUAGCUGUUAGCAAAUUUUUGAAAAAAUAAUUUUACCCGCAUAUUAACUGAGCGAGUUAGACGCAAAGAUGUUGUGGCAAAUGACUUUUAGCUCAUUUUAUAAGAAAAUGCCUGGUGCUACAUACCAAGCUUCCUACCUCGCGCAGUGGAUAUGCCCCAAUAUAUGAACACAAAAGAUUAAUUUCAAUAAAGUAGGAAUUCCAUUUCAGUAGGUGAAUCUCUUGUGCUCAUUUAUUGAGUUUUUUCGAGGCAAAGAUAAAUUCUUCAGCAGUCAUGCAAAUAAAUAAGAUUAUCUAUGCCUUAAAUGUAAACAUAGGGUACAAGGUCGUGGGGUUAUAGUCGGCACUUAGACUUACUAAGGCAACGUCAUGUUUCGGAAGUGUACUUAUGCAA
Molecule: messenger RNA, 1059 nt
Organism: Ostrinia furnacalis (Asian corn borer)
Lineage: Eukaryota; Metazoa; Arthropoda; Insecta; Lepidoptera; Crambidae
Gene: RabX4
Product: RAS oncogene family member RabX4
Exons: 5
Coding region: 63-677 (204 amino acids)
Molecular function (GO): GTP binding; GTPase activity
Source: RefSeq, a predicted model, not a curated record